Messenger RNA from Lepisosteus oculatus (spotted gar), 1826 nucleotides. The record is from RefSeq and is a predicted model, not a curated record. Lineage: Eukaryota; Metazoa; Chordata; Actinopteri; Semionotiformes; Lepisosteidae.
UCUCCCUGUGUCUGGGAGCUCCUUUUCUCUCUCUCUCUCUCCUGCGCAGAAAGGACCGGCGAGCGAGAGGGAGGAGGGAGGAGGGGGAGCUGGCUCGUGCGUCUCCCAGUCAGACCGCCAGCCGCGGGCUCGCUGUCAGUGCGCUCUGGAAGCCUGUUCCCUCCCCCUCUCUCUCCCAAUCCGUGCCAGGAUCCCGGACUCCGGACCCCAGGCAGCCUGCAUCCCCGGCUCUCCCUACCCUCUCUCUCUCUCUCCUCCUCCUCCUCCUCGCCGCAGACGGAUCAUGUUGACGUCUCUGCUUCUCCACCUGGCUAGCGCAGCAGCCCUGAUCCGAGUGUCAGAGCAGGGUCCUCACCAGCGCACUCUGCUGAAGGAGCUGCUGAAAGACUAUAACAGGAUGGAGCGUCCAGUGGGCAACGACUCUCUGCCCCUGACUGUCCACUUCACCCUCAGCCUCAUGCAGAUCAUGGACGUGGUCUGUCUGCCUGACUGUAGCUGUACCUGCCUGUCUCUGAGACUCCCCAUCUUAAGCUUAGACCUGCUUUUGCUGAGAGUACCCCCCUUUUUCGGAGGAGACCCCACGGCCUGUGUUGUCUGUGUAGGGGUGCCAGGCAAUCGCAACGAGAUUUUCUACGACUGCUGCAAGGAGCCGUACCCCGAUGUCACCUUCGUGGUGACCAUCCGGCGCCGGACGCUGUACUACGCCCUGAACCUGCUCAUCCCCUGCGUGCUGCUGUCCUCCAUGACGCUGCUGGUCUUCGUGCUGCCCGCGGACUCGGGGGAGAAGAUCUCGCUGGGGAUCACAGUCCUGCUGUCUCUCACCGUCUUCAUGCUGCUGGUUGCCGAGAUUAUGCCGGCGACGUCUGACUCCAUCCCUCUCAUCGGCCAGUACUUCGCCAGUACCAUGAUCAUCGUGGGCAUGUCCGUUGUGGCUACAGUGGUGGUUCUGCAGUACCAUCACCACGACCCGUCUGGGGGAAGGAUGCCCAAAUGGGUGGAGCUCAUCCUGUUCCAGUGGGUGGCCUGGUUCCUGAGGAUGAAGCGUCCCGGAGAGGAGGGGCUCCCGGAGAGGCCCCCCUGCACCCCGAACCUGCGCCGGUGCUCCUCGGGCUCCGGGACGGGCAGCCUUCACUGCUCCCCCAACCCGGACCCCAUCCUGCACCCCCUGCACCCCCAAAACCUGCCCUCGCUCAGCCCCCACGCCCAGCUCCACGCCCAGCUCCACGGCCUGCACCCCUCGCAUGGCAGCACCCAUAACGGGAACCUGCUGUACCUGGGCUUCCAGAACCUGGACGACCCGCCCGUGAUCACGGCCCCCCAGCGGCCCCCCAGGAAGGGCGGGCCCGGGAGCAGCGGGAGCCCGCCGCCCCACGUGCCCCCCCAGUUCGGCAGCCCCCUCCCGCACCUCCAGGCCAUGGGGGUGCCCAGCCUGAACGGGGAGAGCGUGGGCGGGGGCAGCACCCUGUCCGCCGGCUGCGGGGGGGCGCCCGGCGGGGGCUGUCUGGGGGUGUGCCCGGCCGGGAUCGGGGACCCCCAGCUGCAGGCCAUCCUGGAGGAGGUGCGCUUCAUCGCGGACCGGUUCCGGGAGCAGGACGAGGGCGAGACGGAGUGCGAGCAGUGGAAGUUCGCCGCCGCCGUCAUCGACCGGCUCUGCCUGGUGGCCUUCAGCAUCUUCAACAUCGUCUGCACCAUCUCCAUCCUCAUGUCAGCCCCCAACUUCGUGGAGGCUGUGUCCAAGGACUUCAUCUGAGAGAGAGACGGGAGAGAGACGGGAGAGAGACGGGAGAGAGACGGGAGAGAGACGGGAGAGAGACGGGAGAGAGACG